AUGAAUCCCAUCUACGGCACCACCAUCCUGGUCUUCCUCUGCAGUACGCUGCUCGCUUCGGUUGCCGCCGCCCCCAGCAAGGACGCCUGUGCCAAGGGAGACAUCAACACGGAUCCGUUCUCCUGCUGCACCAUCCCGAAGCUGCUGGACGUCGCGGUCGUGACCACCUGUUUCGAAAAGUACCCGAUCGAUCCGGCCACCAAACCCACCAAGGGAUCGUUCUCACCGACGGAUUGCAUGUCGGAGUGCAUCAUGAACAACACCGGCAUCUACAACAAGAAGGGCGACGUGGACUCGAAGAAGCUGUCCAACGUGUUCACCGACAGUCUGCCAGCGAACAGCCCCUGGCUGACCGUGGUGAACAACGCGAUCAAGGAGUGCUCGACCCAGGCCACCAAGAAGACGGGCGAGUUCGACAAGACCAUUGCCGCGUCGAAGAAAACCGCCACCAAGGGCCAGCUCGUGUGCAAUCCGGAGGCAAGCUUCCUGGUCGACUGCAUUCACACCACCGUGUUCACCAACUGCCCGGCCAGUCUACGCUCGGCCUCGACGGAAUGUGACAGCAUCUGGCAGUUCCUGAAGACCUGCCCGUUCAGUGCACUGCGUCAGUAA
Messenger RNA from Anopheles coustani, 612 nucleotides. RefSeq names its product general odorant-binding protein 66-like. The transcript is spliced from 2 exons. NCBI's taxonomy places the organism in Eukaryota, Metazoa, Arthropoda, Insecta, Diptera, Culicidae. Gene Ontology annotation, molecular function: odorant binding. The coding region runs from base 1 to 612 and encodes 203 amino acids. The record is from RefSeq and is a predicted model, not a curated record.